Messenger RNA from Pseudogymnoascus destructans, 676 nucleotides. RefSeq lists its product as uncharacterized. Lineage: Eukaryota; Fungi; Ascomycota; Leotiomycetes; Thelebolales; Thelebolaceae. The coding region runs from base 137 to 676 and encodes 179 amino acids. The record is from RefSeq and is a predicted model, not a curated record. The transcript has 2 exons.
ACCGGAUUAGGCAGUGUCAAGCCGACGACUGUCGAACACUGCUGAAUCGCUCUAUUGGUUGGUAUACAGCAGGCAAACAGUUACGGACACACCAGCAGUGCAGUGACAUGACAGAAAGCCAGAACGUCGGAUCCUCAUGCAACCACCACGGACGACUGCCGAACUCAUGAAAGCCACUCAACACAACUCAACACAGGAGGACAGCAGGGGCAUACGAAGCAACUGGGGCAUACGAAGCAACUGGGGCAUACGAAGCAACUGGGGCAUACGAAGCAACUGGGGCAUACGAAGCAACUGGGGCAUACGAAACAACUGGGGCAUACAGAAACAACUGGGGCAGACAGAAACAACUGUCUCGCCCAGACCACAUGGCGCUGGCGCGAAACCAGCUGGAUACAGAUACAGGAAAAGGACGGCAAGGGAGUGUGUGAAUGGCCUGAAUGGCCUGAAUGGCCUGAGCUACUCCCCAGCCCCUCCUUCUUGCCCCUACAAGUUCCAGCUCUGUGGCAUCCCAUCAUCCAUCGUUCCUGCCCCAAUCGACUCCCCCCCCGCCCUCCUUGGAACCUAUUACACGCCUAUCGCGAACUGUUACCACGGCCAAGUCGUAGCCUCAGAUGCAUCGACUCGGUUUUCGCUCUUGCUCUCUUACAACUUCUUCGCCGUCACCUUCAAGUGA